ACGGCUAAACUUUUGUACGUUCAAAAUGACAGAGAGCAUUGUGUACGGUUCGAUUCGUUGGGACCUCUUCUCAGAGGAUUUACAAGAAUACUGUCCGAAUGAAAUAAAAUACCAUUUGCAAGCGAUGAUAUCAGCCACAAAAGAUUAUUACUCCAAUAGGAGUAGCAAAAAUAAGCAAACAUCAACAUCUGAUUGGCAGUGGCUAGAUAAACAUUUAUUGGUCAGUGAUGCUUGCUUAGAACGAACUUGGGAGAUGCUCAAUUCUGGUUAUUGGAAAGACGUACCGAUUAAUUAUAGAUAUUGUUAUUCACUGUGUAGCGUUAUUAAGGCAGUUUUAUUGGAAAUCUCAUGUGAUUCGGAGAGUGAAAAAACUAAAAUUAAGGACAAAUUCAAAGAUAUCAUUAAAGUUAUUGAUAAAGGACUUCUCCUUGGCGCACCCUUGCAAAGAGAUCCUUCUUUGUUAACGCAAAUAGCAUUUAAGCUAAAUGAAAAUUAUUUAAAACUAGAUGGGGAGGAACAAUUGAGUGAGAGUAUUCAAUUUAACGAGGAAGAAUUGUGCAUGGACAUUUUUGAUAACUUUUUACCAGUUCAGCAUUACUUUAAGCCAUCAAUGGAAUUGUUCUACAAUAAUAUUUUUCAACCUAAAGUGCCUGCUAUUCUUAAGGGUUGUAUAGAACAUUGGAAAGCAUUGACAUUAUGGAAAGAUGUUGGAUAUCUCCAGAGAAUAGCUGGUAAUAGAACUGUGCCCAUUGAAAUUGGAUCUCGUUAUACUGAUGAUGAUUGGACUCAGAGUCUCAUUACGUUUGCAGAUUUUUUAAAAACUCAUAUAACAAACAGAAAUAAUGAAAUUGGCUAUUUAGCUCAACAUCAGCUUUUCAAUCAAAUUCCAGAGCUGAAAAAUGAUUUUUCAAUACCAGAUUAUUGCAGUUUUUCAGAUAAAGAGGAUAGUGAAGAAUUUCCUGAUAUAAAUGCCUGGUUUGGUCCUUCUGGAACAGUGUCUCCUUUACAUUAUGAUCCAAAAAAUAAUUUACUUUGUCAGGUAUUUGGCUACAAAAGAAUCAUUCUAUAUGGGCCAGGAGAUAGUGACAACUUAUAUCCAUACGAGACAAAAAUGUUGUGCAACACUGCCAAAGUUGAUCCUUACAAUCCUAAUUAUAAAGAUUAUCCAAGAUUCCAAGAUUCCAAAGGAAGCAUGUGCUACUUAAAACCUGGAGAUAUGUUAUUUAUACCUCCUAAAUGGUGGCAUCAUGUAGUGGGACUUACUUCUAGUUUUUCAAUUAGUUUUUGGUGGGAAUAAUAAAAUUCUUAAUAAAUUUAACUUUA
Molecule: messenger RNA, 1323 nt
Organism: Trichogramma pretiosum
Lineage: Eukaryota; Metazoa; Arthropoda; Insecta; Hymenoptera; Trichogrammatidae
Gene: JMJD5
Product: jmjC domain-containing protein 5
Exons: 7
Coding region: 26-1297 (423 amino acids)
Cellular component (GO): nucleus
Molecular function (GO): histone H3K36 demethylase activity
Source: RefSeq, a predicted model, not a curated record